Molecule: messenger RNA, 7126 nt
Organism: Mus pahari (shrew mouse)
Lineage: Eukaryota; Metazoa; Chordata; Mammalia; Rodentia; Muridae
Gene: Kdm6b
Product: lysine demethylase 6B
Exons: 23
Coding region: 2028-6977 (1649 amino acids)
Biological process (GO): regulation of gene expression; heart development
Cellular component (GO): MLL3/4 complex
Molecular function (GO): chromatin DNA binding; RNA polymerase II cis-regulatory region sequence-specific DNA binding; histone H3K27me2/H3K27me3 demethylase activity
Source: RefSeq, a predicted model, not a curated record
GGUGGUGAGCAGUCUGUGGGCUGAGGAGUUGUGUCUGCCUCUGACUGUGUGUCUGUGCGAGUUGAGGGAGGCGGGGGCUGAGUCAGUGGGAACGGGGGAUGGUUUUCGGAGUGACUCACUCUCCCCCACCCCAAGCCUGAUUCAGACCCCUGAGAAAGGCUUUGUUCGUGGGGCGGAUGGGAAGUCAGGCGCCUGUGUCCCUGGUGGGGGACACCGAUUCGUGGUAGUUGGUGAGAUCGUGCUUAGGGCACAGGAAGUUUUGUUCUGGAGCGCUGUGUAGUCCAUGGUGUCGUCGUGGGAGGCUGUGGAUAAAGGCUGGAGAUCAAGACGGCUGGAGGGACGGAACUCUCUAGUUUAGGGAAAGCUGAGUCAGUUCCCCGUGGGAAAGGGGAAGUGGUAGAGGGGAAGUGUCAUCAUCGCAGAAGGGGAAGCUGCAUUUCCUGGUAACUAGCAGAGUUCUGGGCACCGCUUCCUUAGCCGGGAUCUGCUUCUCUGACAUCUGGUACCCCGAGCUGCCGUUUGUCCACGGCUGGUUUCUCUACCCCCGCAGGGCUUGAUUGGGCAGCCAGGUUGGGUUGCACUUGACCACAGUUUAGCGUUGUACGCGUCCCAGGGAUUGGUAACUGACAGACUGAAGCCUCAAGAGAGUUCUGACCGGAGCUCUGCGUGAACCGAGUGGUCCGCGGAACGCAAGGUCCUCCCGGGGACCGUACCGGAGCAACCUGCAGGAUCUGUCGGGUCCAAGCACUUUUCAGGCACAGAUGACCUUGCCCCCAGCGGGAGGGAAGACAGUUUUCGCCAGAAACCCUUCUGCCUUUGUGGGCUGGCUGGAAAUUUCCUCCCGGUGCAGACUUCUCGGCCAAGGCGAACUUUCCAGCCGCCCCCAACCCCUCGCCGUGCGCCCGCUCUCCCCCGGCUUCCUGCCCGGCGCUUUCUCCAGCUGGAGAGCUAGCCCCGCCCCCGCGGCUUUGUACUCGACACUAGCCUCUCGCCGCUCUUUGUACUCUAGACUCUCAAUGGACCGAUCCCGGGAGCGGAGUAGGCUCCCUACCUGCCGGGACCUGGGGUAUGCGCAGGGAAGCAGCUUCUGAGCUCUAAGAUUUGAGAAGGCAGAGCUAGGAUUAAAGGGAACGUGCCCAGGAAAGGGGAGUACUGUGCCCGUUGUGGGUUCAGCUUCGACGGGAAAGGAGUAAAGGGGGGGGGGUGGCGUGAAGGAGGAAGUGAAACGGGUUCUGUGUUCUUUAAGGGAGUAGGCGGUGAGAGUGGGACAGGGGUGAUGUCACUGCCUGUUGGGCCCCGCCCUCCCCUCCCUCCCGAAGGACCCCCCCCUUACACAUACCGCUUCCGCUGCGCAAGUAGCCACGUCACGGGCAACCCCCGAAAUCCCCCCUCCCUUGGGGGGGGUGGGGGCCACGUGGGCCGUGGGGAACCGCGUGGCCCCGGCAGGGAAAGGGCACAGAGGAUUCAGGAGCCACGCGAGAGGGGCCGCCACUCCACGGUGCGCAGCUUCCCAGAAGUUGGAGGGCUGGGGGCACUGGCUGAGGGGGUCGCUCGAUAUUGAAGACUCAAAGCCAGGGAGAGUGGAGGAGCUGGAGGAACUUGGUAUGAGACUGGGGGACUUGACCAUGAUUUAGGACAGGGUCAGGCGCUGGAGGUGGAGCAUUCUGAUAGAGGCGCGGGAGGACCUGGGUGCUGGAUUUGCUGAUUGCGAGAUUUCUACCGGGGUGAUCGAGUGGAGAGUCGAUCGCCGGGUGAUGUGAAGCUGUUACUGAGGCGGAGACAAGGGUGAUGAUUGGCUUUCUGCGGAUAGAGAAGCCUUGUGAUUGGCUAAAUUUCUGAAGCUCUUGAAGCUGUGAGAGGACGCUCCCACGGAGGCUGGAAUUGGUUGCAGAAGGCCAGAGACUGUCACCUGGAAACAGUGGGCACUCUUGUUAGGGCAGUUGGAGCUGGACCAUCGUGCCAGAGAGCUGGGGCAGGGGGCUGUGCCCCAUCUCCAGGGCUCCUGGGGCCACUGCUGACCUGGCUGGAUGCAUCGGGCAGUGGACCCUCCAGGGGCCCGCUCUGCACGGGAAGCCUUUGCCCUUGGGGGCUUGAGCUGUGCUGGGGCUUGGAGCUCCUGCCCACCCCAUCCUCCUCCCCGAAGCUCAUGGCUGCCUGGAGGCAGAUGCUCUGCCAGCGUUGGGCAGCCCCCACUCUCUGCUCCUUUACCCCCAUCUCAUGGCAGUAGCUCCGGGCACCCUAACAAACCCUAUUAUGCUCCUGGGACACCCACCCCGAGACCCCUCCACGGGAAGUUGGAAUCCCUACAUGGCUGUGUCCAGGCAUUGCUCCGGGAGCCAGCCCAACCAGGGUUAUGGGAACAGCUUGGACAGUUGUAUGAGUCAGAGCAUGACAGCGAGGAGGCCGUAUGCUGCUACCAUAGGGCCCUUCGUUACGGAGGAAGCUUCGCUGAGCUUGGGCCCCGGAUUGGCCGAUUGCAGCAGGCCCAGCUCUGGAACUUUCAUGCUGGUUCCUGUCAGCACAGAGCCAAGGUCCUGCCUCCCCUGGAGCAAGUAUGGAAUUUGCUGCACCUUGAGCACAAACGGAACUACGGGGCUAAGCGAGGGGGCCCUCCAGUGAAGAGAUCUGCUGAACCCCCCGUGGUCCAGCCUAUGCCUCCUGCAGCCCUCUCAGGCCCCCCAGGAGAGGAGGGCCUUAGCCCCGGAGGCAAGCGCAGGAGAGGCUGCAGCUCUGAACAGGCCGGCCUUCCCCCAGGUCUGCCACUCCCUCCACCACCCCCACCCCCACCGCCCCCACCCCCACCCCCACCCCCUCCACCACCACCGCUGCCUGGCCUGGCUAUUAGCCCCCCAUUUCAGCUGACUAAGCCAGGGCUGUGGAAUACCCUGCAUGGAGAUGCUUGGGGCCCCGAGCGCAAGGGUUCAGCGCCCCUGGAGCGCCAGGAGCAGCGGCACUCGAUGCCUCAUUCAUAUCCAUACCCAGCCCCUGCCUACACUGCUCAUCCGCCCAGCCAUCGGCUGGUCCCCGCCACACCCCUUGGUCCAGGUCCCCGACCCCCAGGAGCAGAGAGCCAUGGCUGCCUGCCUGCCACCCGUCCCCCCGGAAGUGACCUUAGAGAGAGCAGAGUUCAGAGGUCGCGGAUGGACUCCAGCGUUUCACCAGCAGCAUCUACCGCCUGCGUGCCUUACGCCCCUUCCCGGCCCCCUGGCCUCCCCGGCACCAGCAGCAGCAGCAGCAGCAGCAGCAGCAGCAGCAGCAGCAGUAGCAGUAACAACACUGGUCUUCGGGGUGUGGAGCCAAGCCCAGGCAUUCCUGGCGCUGACCAUUACCAAAACCCUGCGCUGGAGAUAUCCCCUCACCAGGCCCGCCUGGGUCCCUCCGCACACAGCAGUCGGAAACCAUUUUUGACGGCCCCUGCUGCCACGCCCCACUUAUCCCUACCCCCAGGGACCCCGUCAUCCCCCCCUCCACCCCCAUGUCCUCGCCUCUUGCGCCCUCCGCCGCCCCCUGCUUGGAUGAAGGGCUCAGCCUGCCGUGCAGCCCGAGAGGAUGGCGAGAUCUUAGGGGAGCUCUUCUUUGGUGCUGAGGGACCUCCCCGUCCUGCUCCCCCACCCCUUCCCCACCGUGAUGGCUUCUUGGGGCCUCCAAACCCCCGCUUUUCUGUGGGCACUCAGGAUUCGCAUACCCCUCCCGUUCCCCCAACCACCACCACCAGCAGCAGCAGCAGCCACAGCAGUAGUCCUACUGGGCCGGUGCCCUUCCCACCACCCUCCUAUCUGGCCAGAAGUAUAGAUCCCCUCCCCAGGCCAUCCAGCCCAACCUUGAGCCCCCAGGACCCACCUCUUCCACCACUGACUCUUGCCCUGCCUCCAGCCCCUCCCUCCUCCUGCCACCAAAAUACCUCAGGAAGCUUCAGGCGCUCGGAGAGCCCCCGGCCCAGGGUCUCCUUCCCAAAGACCCCCGAGGUGGGGCAGGGGCCACCCCCAGGCCCUGUGAGUAAAGCCCCCCAGCCUGUGCCACCUGGGGUUGGAGAGCUGCCCGCCCGAGGCCCGAGGCUCUUUGAUUUCCCACCCACUCCGCUGGAGGACCAGUUUGAAGAGCCAGCCGAAUUCAAGAUCCUACCUGAUGGGCUAGCUAACAUCAUGAAGAUGCUGGAUGAAUCCAUUCGGAAGGAGGAGGAACAGCAGCAGCAGGAGGCAGGCGUGGCUCCCCCACCCCCACUCAAAGAGCCCUUUGCAUCUCUACAGCCUCCAUUUCCCAGUGACACAGCCCCAGCCACCACCACUGCUGCCGCCACCACCGCCACCACCAGCACCACCACCACCACCACCACAACCACCACCCAAGAAGAGGAGAAGAAGCCACCACCAGCCCUGCCACCACCACCGCCUCUAGCCAAGUUUCCUCCACCUCCACCUCCACCUCCCCAGCCACAGCCCCCACCACCUCCGCCAGCCAGCCUGCUCAGAUCGUUGGCCUCUGUUCUCGAGGGACAAAAGUACUGUUACCGGGGGACUGGAGCAGCCGUCUCAACUAGGCCCGGGUCCGUCCCCGCCACUCAGUAUUCCCCUAGUCCUGCAUCAGGUGCUACCGCCCCACCACCCACUUCAGUGGCCCCUAGCGCCCAGGGCUCCCCCAAGCCCUCUGUUUCCUCGUCAUCUCAGUUCUCUACCUCAGGCGGGCCUUGGGCCCGGGAGCACAGGGCAGGUGAAGAGCCAGCACCAGGCCCCGUGACCCCUGCCCAGUUGCCCCCACCUCUGCCGCUGCCCCCUGCUCGUUCUGAGUCUGAGGUGCUAGAAGAAAUCAGUCGGGCUUGUGAGACCCUUGUAGAGCGGGUGGGCCGGAGUGCCAUCAACCCAGUGGACACAGCAGACCCAGUGGACAGUGGGACUGAGCCACAGCCGCCUCCUGCGCAGGCCAAGGAGGAGAGUGGGGGGGUGGCGGUAGCAGCAGCAGGUCCAGGUAGUGGCAAGCGUCGUCAGAAGGAGCAUCGGCGGCAUAGACGGGCCUGUAGGGACAGUGUGGGUCGACGUCCCCGCGAGGGGAGGGCCAAGGCCAAGGCCAAGGCUCCCAAAGAAAAGAGCCGAAGGGUGCUGGGGAACCUAGACUUGCAGAGUGAGGAGAUCCAGGGCCGGGAGAAGGCCCGGCCUGAUGUGGGUGGGGCUUCCAAAGUCAAGACACCCACAGCUCCGGCGCCCCCACCUGCUCCUGCACCCUCUGCUCAGCCGACACCCCCAUCAGCUCCUGUCCCUGGGAAGAAGACUCGCGAGGAAGCCCCGGGGCCUCCAGGCGUGAGCCGGGCAGACAUGCUGAAGCUCCGGUCACUUAGUGAGGGGCCUCCCAAGGAGCUGAAGAUCAGGCUCAUCAAGGUAGAGAGUGGGGACAAGGAGACCUUUAUCGCCUCUGAGGUGGAAGAGCGGCGGCUGCGCAUGGCAGACCUCACCAUUAGCCACUGUGCUGCCGAUGUCAUGCGUGCCAGCAAGAAUGCCAAGGUGAAAGGGAAAUUCCGAGAGUCCUACCUUUCCCCUGCCCAGUCUGUGAAACCCAAGAUCAACACCGAGGAGAAGCUGCCCCGGGAGAAACUCAACCCCCCCACACCCAGCAUCUAUUUGGAGAGCAAACGAGAUGCCUUUUCGCCGGUCCUCCUUCAGUUCUGUACAGACCCCCGGAACCCCAUCACCGUCAUCAGGGGCCUGGCUGGUUCACUUCGGCUCAACUUAGGCCUUUUCUCCACCAAGACGCUGGUGGAGGCGAGCGGUGAACAUACAGUGGAGGUCCGCACCCAAGUGCAGCAGCCCUCAGACGAGAACUGGGACUUGACAGGUACCAGACAAAUCUGGCCCUGUGAGAGCUCCCGUUCCCACACCACCAUCGCUAAAUAUGCACAGUACCAGGCUUCGUCCUUCCAGGAGUCACUGCAGGAGGAGAAGGAGAGUGAGGACGAGGAGUCCGAGGAACCAGACAGCACUACGGGAACCUCUCCCGGCAGCAGUGCACCGGACCCCAAGAACCAUCACAUCAUCAAGUUUGGCACUAACAUCGACCUGUCUGAUGCCAAGAGGUGGAAGCCACAACUACAGGAGCUGCUGAAACUGCCCGCCUUCAUGCGGGUAACAUCCACAGGCAAUAUGCUCAGCCACGUGGGCCACACCAUCCUGGGCAUGAACACCGUGCAGCUAUACAUGAAGGUCCCUGGCAGCCGAACGCCAGGCCACCAAGAGAAUAACAAUUUCUGCUCUGUCAACAUCAACAUCGGGCCCGGGGACUGCGAGUGGUUCGCGGUACAUGAGCACUAUUGGGAGACCAUCAGCGCCUUCUGCGACCGGCAUGGUGUGGACUACUUGACUGGUUCCUGGUGGCCAAUCUUGGAUGACCUCUAUGCGUCCAAUAUUCCUGUUUACCGCUUCGUGCAGCGCCCUGGAGACCUUGUGUGGAUUAAUGCUGGGACUGUGCACUGGGUGCAGGCUACUGGCUGGUGCAACAACAUUGCCUGGAACGUGGGGCCCCUCACCGCCUAUCAGUACCAGCUGGCCCUGGAGCGAUAUGAGUGGAACGAGGUGAAGAACGUUAAGUCCAUUGUGCCCAUGAUUCAUGUGUCCUGGAACGUCGCUCGGACGGUCAAGAUCAGCGAUCCUGACUUGUUCAAGAUGAUCAAGUUCUGCCUCCUGCAGUCAAUGAAGCACUGUCAGGUGCAGCGGGAGAGCCUGGUGCGGGCAGGGAAGAAGAUCGCUUACCAAGGCCGUGUCAAGGACGAGCCUGCCUACUACUGCAACGAAUGCGACGUGGAGGUGUUCAACAUCCUGUUCGUUACAAGUGAGAAUGGCAGCCGAAACACGUACCUGGUGCACUGCGAGGGCUGUGCGCGCCGUCGCAGCGCGGGCCUGCAGGGCGUGGUGGUGCUAGAGCAGUACCGCACCGAGGAGCUGGCGCAGGCCUACGAUGCCUUCACACUGGCUCCCGCCAGCACGUCGCGAUGAGGCCGGACGCCCCGCUCGCCCGCCCACGCUGGGCGCGGCGGGGCCACCAGCACACGCCUGGGCUGGACCUAGGUCCCGCCUCUGGCCGGGAAGGGGGUCGGGCCCAGCCCUUCCACCCUAUUGGCAGCUCCCCUCACUUAAUUUAUUAA